This is a messenger RNA of Lottia gigantea (owl limpet), 1366 nucleotides long. RefSeq lists its product as hypothetical. Gene Ontology annotation, molecular function: nucleic acid binding; ATP binding; RNA helicase activity. NCBI's taxonomy places the organism in Eukaryota, Metazoa, Mollusca, Gastropoda, Lottiidae. The record is from RefSeq and is a predicted model, not a curated record. Bases 1 to 1338 code for a protein of 445 amino acids. The transcript is spliced from 13 exons.
AUGACGACAAAGAGUGAUUCAGAUUCUGAACCCGAAAUUGAAAACUCAGAUAGUGAAGAAAAAGAUGUUACUUUCAAAAGUUUAGGUAUUGUAGAUGUUUUAUGUGAAGCUUGUGAAAAUUUGAAAUGGAAGAAACCAACCAAGAUACAAAGAGAAGCAAUCCCUAUUGCCCUCUCAGGAAAAGAUAUUAUAGGAUUAGCUGAGACUGGUUCUGGAAAAACUGGUGCAUUUGCUUUACCAAUAUUACAAUCCUUAUUAGAUAAUCCACAGAAGUUAUUUGCUUUGAUCUUAACACCUACUAGAGAGUUGGCUUUUCAGAUAUCAGAACAAUUUGUAGCUCUUGGAACAUCUAUUGGGGUUAAAACAGCUGUGAUAGUUGGAGGAAUGGACAGUAUGAGUCAAGCUAUGAUGUUGGCUAAAAAACCUCACAUAAUAGUUGCCACACCUGGAAGAUUAUUAGAUCAUUUAGAAAAUACAAAAGGCUUUUCAUUAAGUAAUCUAAAAUAUCUGGUUAUGGAUGAAGCUGAUAGAAUUUUAAAUAUGGAUUUUGGAAAAGAGAUUGAUAAAAUAUUGAAAUCAAUACCAAGACAAAGACGAACAUGUUUAUACUCAGCCACAAUGACACAGAAGGUACACAAGUUACAGCGUGCCUCAUUAGUUGAUCCAGUCAAAGUACAGGUGUCCAGUAAAUAUCAAACAGUAGAAAAAUUACAACAAUAUUAUCUAUUUAUACCUGUUAAAUAUAAGGAUGUCUAUCUGGUAUAUAUUUUAAAUGAGUUAGCAGGAAAUAGCUUUAUGAUAUUUUGUAGUACCUGUGCUACUACACAGAGAAUAGCAUUAUUACUACGUAACCUGGGUUUUACAGCUGUACCUUUAAAUGGACAAAUGAAUCAGGCCAAAAGAUUAGGUGCUCUAAAUAAAUUUAAAAGUAAAAGUAGAUCUAUUAUUAUGGCAACAGAUGUAGCAAGCAGAGGAUUAGAUAUUCCACAUGUAGAUGUUGUGAUUAAUUUUGAUAUACCAACUCAUUCUAAAGAUUAUAUACAUCGUGUUGGUAGAACAGCUAGAGCAGGACGAUCAGGGAAAGCCAUCACCUUUGUUUCACAAUAUGAUGUAGAGUUAUAUCAGAGGAUAGAACAUUUAAUCAGUAAAAAGUUACCACUAUAUAAGACUGAAGAAGAAGAAGUAAUGGUUCUAAUGGAAAGAGUAUCAGAAGCUCAAAGAUUAGCUAAAUUAGAUAUGGCUGACCUUGGCAAGAAAAGAAAAUCUAAAGGUGAUAAUGAUGAUACAGAAGAUUCAGUUGGUGUUCGGAAAAAAAUGAAGAAAAAAAAUAAACGUUAAUGAUUUGAUAUGUGAAUAAAUUUAUUAU